This is a messenger RNA of Porites lobata, 24149 nucleotides long. The record is from the annotation of a GenBank genome assembly. Lineage: Eukaryota; Metazoa; Cnidaria; Anthozoa; Scleractinia; Poritidae.
AUGAUGGCACCAAAACCCAUGAGGUAAACCGAAUAUUACCAAAAUGACGAGCCCUUCUAUGUAGUAUUCAUUCAUCACUAUGCAAACGCAACAACAUGCAUUGGUUGCACAAAUGAGUUCCCCAAGCGAGUACAGAUAGCACCCUACAACAUUGCCAUACUUCGCGCGCAAAGAGCGUUACUGGUACCUAAAAAAAGAUGAUCAAGGGAAUGUUGAAAUGGUACCAACCCAUAAAAAGAAGGCCAAGAGGUUUUACUGCGUACAUAAAGAGUGUAUUCUUCGAAGGCACCCUUAGUUCUGGAGAGGUUUGGUAACUGUCUCUACUAAUGUCCAGGGGCGCUUGAAAGAGAGCCACAAGGAUCUAUAUGCAAUGCUAAAGUUUAGAUAACAAGAGGAUAAUGCACAAAGCAAACUCAACUAAAGGAGGAGUAAGAUUUCAACUGGUCUUAUUGCUACUCAUAUGAUGCCACCUAUGAACGAUAGAAAAACCAAUUGUGAGCGUCCAUCUGGCACAGCUUGAUGUUAUUGUGCAUCAUUUUUCGGUUACUGCGCCUCUGAAGUGUCAUUCCUAGCAAAAUUGCCAGGGGGGCAUAGCCAGCCCAUACUGAGAUCUGUAGGCCCAAGCCUAAAACUUUUUGGUUUGAUCGCUCUACCGCUUGUAAUAAAUUAUGCAUUGCUGGAGUGAGCUUAAAAGGUUAAGUCUAUUGGUGAGGUCAGUGUGUAUUAGCAGUGCGUGCAAUUUUCAGGAUAUCUAUGUUAAAUGAAAGUCAGCCAGGCCUACAACUGGUCGAAAAGCUGGCUACACCCUUGACUGCUUGCUGAUCGUGGUAGUGAGCUUUCUUUGUAUGUCUGAUCCACAAUAUUUGUCCUGUAUCCUUUCGUUUCUCUAUUAAGGUUUUGCUCAAAUAAAUUUUCAAGAAUGCAAACGGCUGUCUCCUAUAGGUUUUGCCGCACGGAUUAAAGAGGGCCCAAAAUCUAACUUGCAAUGACAUUGAACCUAUUAAUGAUUCGGAGAUGGACGCUCUACAGCUCAUAGGCUCCUCGUUAGGCCCUGUUCCUUAUUCCCAGUAAAUUUUCACAACAACAACAGCAACAAAAGUACGUUUCAUAUUAGCUUGCGAUAUUUGGUGGUGAGGUGAGGCACGAAUAUUUGUAUUUCCUACUAGGUUAUUUAGUUUCUUUUCAUGAUUUAUUUCAGUACCGUGCAGUACACGAAAAAUUACUCGCAUAAUAAGAUGAUUAUCGAAAUAGUGAAUGCUGCUGAUAGAAUCAAGGGAAUAAUCUAUCCACAAAAAAGUAACUGGUUUGAUAAAAAUAACAUCCUACUAUACGUAUACUUACUUUUUUUUUUUUCAGACAACAUUGAUUCGGGGUGACGGAUUUACGGCGUUUAAAAAGAAUGAAAUAAUAAAUGAAUUAAAUGUUUGUAAAAAGCACCCGUUUUAAACAAGUGUGUCAACUACUUUUGUCCCUCAUGUAGCUUCAUAAAAUAGUAAUAAUUUCUUGCAAAAUUACAACAUUUUGAAAUGACUUUUAAAUACGACUCAUUAAUAACGGUUUUGGACUGAUUAGUGUUCAACUCGGUCUGUAAUGAUACGAGUGAUUACUGAAAUGGACGACACAAAGUCCUGGUAUCAAUUAAUCAUAACCAUUGCAAUUUCCGAGGAAAUAAAUACAUCCUUUUUGGUGGAAGAGCUUUUAAUAACAAUCAUCCAAAAUAAGGGAAACUUUCCCAAUUUCUCUCUCAGAGACAGUCUAAUGUUACAAAUUCGUCCAAUUUGGAGAAUCCCCAGUUUACUAGGUUAAGCGGUUGUUGCUAUGCUUAUUGAGAUAACUUCUGUGAUUGGUGGAUUUUGCCAAGUGCAGUUAAUAAUGAGUUUUAGAAAUAAAAGAGAAGCCUCCAGAGUCGUCAGGAAUUGAUCAGUAGUUUUAUGUUUACACUUAUUUCCAUGGCAAGAAAACAAAUUUAAAGGACGACAAAAGAGAGAAAGAGAAGUGAAAAAUGCAGAAGCAGAGCAAACUCCCCAAAACAGAACAGGAAUAUUCACACAACACCAGCUCUUUGGCCUUGAACUAGAAUUUGAACUAAAAGAAAUUGUGUCAAGUAAUGAAAUUUCCGAUAUUUCUCAAAGACUGCAACUUAGUGAACCCCAAGUUAGACCUUCGUUUUAACACAGACGAGCAAAAUGGAGGAGAAAAGGAAUGCUACGCAGACCUGAUGCUCACUGCAAAAGGAAACUUUACGCUUAAAAAGCUUGUUAACUGGAUUUAUAGCCAUUGACAUUUUUAUGGUUGGUGGCUUCUAGAGAAGCCGUUUUUUUCUAAUAGCCUUAGCAUUCAAAGCUAAAGACUGUCAAUUAUCUGAGCUAUUUUAGCUGAAAAGCUGUCCUUUUGUUCCUGUUGUUCUUCUUUGGAAAACAAACGUUUCAUCACUGAUUGGCAGUUUUCUUUUACUGUCCAAAUUUGUGCUGUGAAUCUUCUUCAUAUGCCUGUCAAGCCAUGAAAUGAAUAUGUUGAUUGACAUGCUUCACCAAAGAGCAGUUUACUAGGUUUUGAAGAGGAUGCUUUAAAUUGUUCUUCUUGGUCUUUCUUGGAUGACAUCGUUUCAAAUGUUUGUCCAACCCUUUGAAAUACAAGCCAGCUUGUUAACAACCAGAAAAUCAGCAGUAAACAUCUGAAGCCAUGAUUUCUAAUAACGCUUACUCAGUAGCUACGCAAUCGAACUUUGUCUGCCAUUGGCUUGGCAAUACAAAUGUACAAUGUACACCUGGGAUUUGAGGCCAGAUGUAUUUGCAUAAUCAUAGUAAGCACGUGGCACCUCGUGCUUGACUUCAUUUGCCUAUCAAAAACGCAAAACAAAUAAUGCCUUCUCUGCAGAGCGCACUAUGCGAUUCGUGCCAGGGUUCAGUGCUAUUUAGAGUUCAACCCUCAUUUAAAAUGGAAUUACUGUUUUUCGAUUUUCUUUUGUAAUAUUUUCAAUUGCUCGAAUGGUUCCCUGCCUGGUGGCUACACAGAAUUUCUUCUCAUUUCUCGUUUUUCCUACUUUUUCCAUUCAAAGGAGAAAAGGUUUAACACUUAAACUUGGUCUUAAUGUAACUGUAAUGAAGUUGAAACGAAUACAAUAAGCUUCUCUCCAAUUUUUUUUAGGGACAAAAUCUUAGAAAAAUUGUGUCUUGGGACAGGAAGACAUGAAGCUGAACUGUAAUUUGGUAUGUAUAUUAUUUCGUCCCGAGAAGACCAUUUCAAGGUUUUUUUCCUUUGAGGGAAAGGAAGAACAACAGGAAAACAUGGCCAAUCUUUGCUUUAAAGCGCUAACAAGUGUAUGCUGCAGUUAAAUGGUCAUCAUUUGUAAUAGUCGAUCAUGCACACGCAUUAUACCUGUUUUAAGACAGAUGUAGACUUUACCACAAGUUGACUUUUUUUGAGCAACAUAGUUGUGAAAAGAGUGCCCAACGAAAAUGGACUUUCAGAAAGUCUAAGGCAGAUGUGUAGGAAUUUUAGUACCUUCUGGAGGCCUCGGUUGUCGGCUUUGGGUUUACCUCUAGCAAAAUUUGGUUUCGUGUCUGGUUUGAAUUUGCAACAGAACCUGGAAACAAAAACUUUUUAACCUAUUAAUUCAUUGAUCUAGACCAUUUUUAUGAGCGUCAAAGAACACAAUACAAUACCUGCACCAAAAUGGUGUCGCUCACCGAGAUCUUAAGCCAGCAAAUAUCCUGAUCAGCAAUUAACAUUAUUGUGAUUUGGCAAUCGAUGAUAUAGAGCAAGCCUGGGAAUGCCACCCUUUAGUUCGUAAAGUUGCUGAUUUUGGCGAAGGCUGCUUUGGUGAAAUACAGACUAAUUCCAGUCUACAGUCCAAAACGAAUCGCGAAACCAAGGUACACCCAUGUAUAUGGCCCCGAGAUGCUAGUUGAAGAGAUGCGAUUGCCAGUUGCAUCAGCAGUCUUUUGGCAUGAUCUUCUCUGUCCUUAUUAAUUGAGCAUCUGGUACCCAUACUAUGGGAAAAUUCAAGAAGCCCUAGAAGGGGAAAGCGCCUAUUUGGACGUUUGAGAAUCUCUUUAAGAACAGGAAAGUUUGAGUUUGAUAGCAGCUACACGGUGCAGACCAAGAAUGAAAAGAUAUAAUGUGACAAGAGCUGCAAAUCCUUUCGCGAUGGUGGUGGUUUCUGCCCUCAUGUUCUUGUUGUUGCAGAGAAAAUUGAAAAGCUGCGAAGCUUCAUGGAUUCCUACAAGAAAUCUAGUAACAAACUGGGCAACAUCAGCGCAAACCUCCCUAAACAACUUGGGGGAAAGCCAAAUCAAGAAAAGAAACCAAGAAGAGGAAAAAACAAUGUGAGCCAGGAACCAGUCCUGUUAGAGGAAGACUAUUCCGACAUGAUGGCACCAAAACCCAUGAGGUAAACCGAAUAUUACCAAAAUGACGAGCCCUUCUAUGUAGUAUUCAUUCAUCACUAUGCAAACGCAACAACAUGCAUUGGUUGCACAAAUGAGUUCCCAAGCGAGUACAGAUAGCACCCUACAACAUUGCCAUACUUCAAAAGAGCGUUACUGGUACCUAAAAAAAGAUGAUCAAGGGAAUGUUGAAAUGGUACCAACCCAUAAAAAAGAAGGCCAAGAGGUUUUACUGCGUACAUAAAGAGUGUAUUCUUCGAAGGCACCCUUAGUUCUGGAGAGGUUUGGUAACUGUCUCUACUAAUGUCCAGGGGCGCUUGAAAGAGAGCCACAAGGAUCUAUAUGCAAUGCUAAAGUUUAGAUAACAAGAGGAUAAUGCACAAAGCAAACUCAACUAAAGGAGGAGUAAGAUUUCAACUGGUCUUAUUGCUACUCAUAUGAUGCCACCUAUGAACGAUAGAAAAACCAAUUGUGAGCGUCCAUCUGGCACAGCUUGAUGUUAUUGUGCAUCAUUUUUCGGUUACUGCGCCUCUGAAGUGUCAUUCCUAGCAAAAUUGCCAGGGGCAUAGCCAGCCCAUACUGAGAUCUGUAGGCCCAAGCCUAAAACUUUUUUGGUUUGAUCGCUCUACCGCUUGUAAUAAAUUAUGCAUUGCUGGAGUGAGCUUAAAAGGUUAAGUCUAUUGGUGAGGUCAGUGUGUAUUAGCAGUGCGUGCAAUUUUCAGGAUAUCUAUGUUAAAUGAAAGUCAGCCAGGCCUACAACUGGUCGAAAAGCUGGCUACACCCUUGACUGCUUGCUGAUCGUGGUAGUGAGCUUUCUUUGUAUGUCUGAUCCACAAUAUUUGUCCUGUAUCCUUUCGUUUCUCUAUUAAGGUUUUGCUCAAAUAAAUUUUCAAGAAUGCAAACGGCUGUCUCCUAUAGGUUUUGCCGCACGGAUUAAAGAGGGCCCAAAAUCUAACUUGCAAUGACAUUGAACCUAUUAAUGAUUCGGAGAUGGACGCUCUACAGCUCAUAGGCUCCUCGUUAGGCCCUGUUCCUUAUUCCCAGUAAAUUUUCACAACAACAACAGCAACAAAAGUACGUUUCAUAUUAGCUUGCGAUAUUUGGUGGUGAGGUGAGGCACGAAUAUUUGUAUUUCCUACUAGGUUAUUUAGUUUCUUUUCAUGAUUUAUUUCAGUACCGUGCAGUACACGAAAAAUUACUCGCAUAAUAAGAUGAUUAUCGAAAUAGUGAAUGCUGCUGAUAGAAUCAAGGGAAUAAUCUAUCCACAAAAAAAGUAACUGGUUUGAUAAAAAUAACAUCCUACUAUACGUAUACUUACUUUUUUUUUUUUUACUUCAGACAACAUUGAUUCGGGGUGACGGGAUUUACGGCGUUUAAAAAGAAUGAAAUAAUAAAUGAAUUAAAUGUUUGUAAAAAGCACCUGUUUUAAACAAGUGUGUCAACUACUUUUGUCCCUCAUGUAGCUUCAUAAAAUAGUAAUAAUUUCUUGCAAAAUUACAACAUUUUGAAAUGACUUUUAAAUACGACUCAUUAAUAACGGUUUUGGACUGAUUAGUGUUCAACUCGGUCUGUAAUGAUACGAGUGAUUACUGAAAUGGACGACACAAAGUCCUGGUAUCAAUUAAUCAUAACCAUUGCAAUUUCCGAGGAAAUAAAUACAUCCUUUUUGGUGGAAGAGCUUUUAAUAACAAUCAUCCAAAAUAAGGGAAACUUUCCCCAAUUUCUCUCUCAGAGACAGUCUAAUGUUACAAAUUCGUCCAAUUUGGAGAAUCCCCAGUUUACUAGGUUAAGCGGUUGUUGCUAUGCUUAUUGAGAUAACUUAUGUGAUUGGUGGAUUUUUGCCAAGUGCAGUUAAUAAUGAGUUUUAGAAAUAAAAAGAGAAGCCUCCAGAGUCGUCAGGAAUUGAUCAGUAGUUUUAUGUUUACACUUAUUUCCAUGGCAAGAAAACAAAUUUAAAGGACGACAAAAGAGAGAAAGAGAAGUGAAAAAUGCAGAAGCAGAGCAAACUCCCCAAAACAGAACAGGAAUAUUCACACAACACCAGCUCUUUUGGCCUUGAACUAGAAUUUGAACUAAAAGAAAUUGUGUCAAGUAAUGAAAUUUCCGAUAUUUCUCAAAGACUGCAACUUAGUGAACCCCAAGUUAGACCUUCGUUUUAACACAGACGAGCAAAAUGGAGGAGAAAAGGAAUGCUACGCAGACCUGAUGCUCACUGCAAAAGGAAACUUUACGCUUAAAAGCUUGUUAACUGGAUUUAUAGCCAUUGACAUUUUUAUGGUUGGUGGCUUCUAGAGAAGCCGUUUUUUUUCUAAUAGCCUUAGCAUUCAAAGCUAAAGACUGUCAAUUAUCUGAGCUAUUUUAGCUGAAAAGCUGUCCUUUUGUUCCUGUUGUUCUUCUUUGAAAAACAAACGUUUCAUCACUGAUUGGCAGUUUUCUUUACUGUCCAAAUUUGUGCUGUGAAUCUUCUUCAUAUGCCUGUCAAGCCAUGAAAUGAAUAUGUUGAUUGACAUGCUUCACCAAAGAGCAGUUUACUAGGUUUUGAAGAGGAUGCUUUAAAUUGUUCUUCUUGGUCUUUCUUGAUGACAUCGUUUCAAAUGUUUGUCCAACCCUUUGAAAUACAAGCCAGCUUGUUAACAACCAGAAAAUCAGCAGUAAACAUCUGAAGCCAUGAUUUCUAAUAACGCUUACUCAGUAGCUACGCAAUCGAACUUUGUCUGCCAUUGGCUUGGCAAUACAAAUGUACAAUGUACACCUGGGAUUUGAGGCCAGAUGUAUUUGCAUAAUCAUAGUAAGCACGUGGCACCUCGUGCUUGACUUCAUUUGCCUAUCAAAAACGCAAAAACAAAUAAUGCCUUCUCUGCAGAGCGCACUAUGCGAUUCGUGCCAGGGUUCAGUGCUAUUUAGAGUUCAACCCUCAUUUAAAAUGGAAUUACUGUUUUUCGAUUUUCUUUUGUAAUAUUUUCAAUUGCUCGAAUGGUUCCCUGCCUGGUGGCUACACAGAAUUUCUUCUCAUUUCUCGUUUUUCCUACUUUUUCCAUUCAAAGGAGAAAAGGUGUAACACUUAAACUUGGUCUUAAUGUAACUGUAAUGAAGUUGAAACGAAUACAAUAAGCUUCUCUCCAAUUUUUUUAGGGACAAAAUCUUAGAAAAAUUGUGUCUUGGGACAGGAAGACAUGAAGCUGAACUGUAAUUUGGUAUGUAUAUUAUUUCGUCCCGAGAAGACCAUUUCAAGGUUUUUUUCCUUUGAGGGAAAGGAAGAACAACAGGAAAACAUGGCCAAUCUUUGCUUUAAAGCGCUAACAAGUGUAUGCUGCAGUUAAAUGGUCAUCAUUUGUAAUAGUCGAUCAUGCACACGCAUUAUACCUGUUUUAAGACAGAUGUAGACUUUACCACAAGUUGACUUUUUUGAGCAACAUAGUUGUGAAAAGAGUGCCCAACGAAAAUGGACUUUCAGAAAGUCUAAGGCAGAUGUGUAGGAAUUUUAGUACCUUCUGGAGGCCUCGGUUGUCGGCUUUGGGUUUACCUCUAGCAAAAUUUGGUUUCGUGUCUGGUUUGAAUUUGCAACAGAACCUGGAAACAAAAACUUUUUAACCUAUUAAUUCAUUGAUCUAGACCAUUUUUAUGAGCGUCAAAGAACACAAUACAAUACCUGCACCAAAAUGGUGUCGCUCACCGAGAUCUUAAGCCAGCAAAUAUCCUGAUCAGCAAUUAACAUUAUUGUGAUUUGGCAAUCGAUGAUAUAGAGCAAGCCUGGGAAUGCCACCCUUUAGUUCGUAAAGUUGCUGAUUUUGGCGAAGGCUGCUUUGGUGAAAUACAGACUAAUUCCAGUCUACAGUCCAAAACGAAUCGCGUAAACCAAGGUACACCCAUGUAUAUGGCCCCCGAGAUGCUAGUUGAAGAGAUGCGAUUGCCAGUUGCAUCAGCAGUCUUUUGGCAUGAUCUUCUCUGUCCUUAUUAAUUGAGCAUCUGGUACCCAUACUAUGGGAAAAUUCAAGAAGCCCUAGAAGGGGAAAGCGCCUAUUUGGACGUUUGAGAAUCUCUUUAAGAACAGGAAAGUUUGAGUUUGAUAGCAGCUACACGGUGGAGACCAAGAAUGAAAAGAUAUAAUGUGACAAGAGCUGCAAAUCCUUUCGCGAUGGUGGUGGUUUCUGCCCUCAUGUUCUUGUUGUUGCAGAGAAAAUUGAAAAGCUGCGAAGCUUCAUGGAUUCCUACAAGAAAUCUAGUAACAAACUGGGCAACAUCAGCGCAAACCUCCCUAAACAACUUGGGGGAAAGCCAAAUCAAGAAAAGAAACCAAGAAGAGGAAAAAACAAUGUGAGCCAGGAACCAGUCCUGUUAGAGGAAGACUAUUCCGACAUGAUGGCACCAAAACCCAUGAGGUAAACCGAAUAUUACCAAAAUGACGAGCCCUUCUAUGUAGUAUUCAUUCAUCACUAUGCAAACGCAACAACAUGCAUUGGUUGCACAAAUGAGUUCCCCAAGCGAGUACAGAUAGCACCCUACAACAUUGCCAUACUUCAAAGAGCGUUACUGGUACCUAAAAAAAAGAUGAUCAAGGGAAUGUUGAAAUGGUACCAACCCAUAAAAAGAAGGCCAAGAGGUUUUACUGCGUACAUAAAAAGAGUGUAUUCUUCGAAGGCACCCUUAGUUCUGGAGAGGUUUGGUAACUGUCUCUACUAAUGUCCAGGGGCGCUUGAAAGAGAGCCACAAGGAUCUAUAUGCAAUGCUAAAGUUUAGAUAACAAGAGGAUAAUGCACAAAGCAAACUCAACUAAAGGAGGAGUAAGAUUUCAACUGGUCUUAUUGCUACUCAUAUGAUGCCACCUAUGAACGAUAGAAAAACCAAUUGUGAGCGUCCAUCUGGCACAGCUUGAUGUUAUUGUGCAUCAUUUUUCGGUUACUGCGCCUCUGAAGUGUCAUUCCUAGCAAAAUUGCCAGGGGCAUAGCCAGCCCAUACUGAGAUCUGUAGGCCCAAGCCUAAAACUUUUUGGUUUGAUCGCUCUACCGCUUGUAAUAAAUUAUGCAUUGCUGGAGUGAGCUUAAAAGGUUAAGUCUAUUGGUGAGGUCAGUGUGUAUUAGCAGUGCGUGCAAUUUUCAGGAUAUCUAUGUUAAAUGAAAGUCAGCCAGGCCUACAACUGGUCGAAAAGCUGGCUACACCCUUGACUGCUUGCUGAUCGUGGUAGUGAGCUUUCUUUGUAUGUCUGAUCCACAAUAUUUGUCCUGUAUCCUUUCGUUUCUCUAUUAAGGUUUUGCUCAAAUAAAUUUUCAAGAAUGCAAACGGCUGUCUCCUAUAGGUUUUGCCGCACGGAUUAAAGAGGGCCCAAAAUCUAACUUGCAAUGACAUUGAACCUAUUAAUGAUUCGGAGAUGGACGCUCUACAGCUUCAUAGGCUCCUCGUUAGGCCCUGUUCCUUAUUCCCAGUAAAUUUUCACAACAACAACAGCAACAAAAGUACGUUUCAUAUUAGCUUGCGAUAUUUGGUGGUGAGGUGAGGCACGAAUAUUUGUAUUUCCUACUAGGUUAUUUAGUUUCUUUUCAUGAUUUAUUUCAGUACCGUGCAGUACACGAAAAAUUACUCGCAUAAUAAGAUGAUUAUCGAAAUAGUGAAUGCUGCUGAUAGAAUCAAGGGAAUAAUCUAUCCACAAAAAAAAGUAACUGGUUUGAUAAAAAUAACAUCCUACUAUACGUAUACUUACUUUUUUUUUUACUUCAGACAACAUUGAUUCGGGGUGACGGAUUUACGGCGUUUAAAAAGAAUGAAAUAAUAAAUGAAUUAAAUGUUUGUAAAAAGCACCCGUUUUAAACAAGUGUGUCAACUACUUUUGUCCCUCAUGUAGCUUCGCAAAAUAGUAAUAAUUUCUUGCAAAAUUACAACAUUUUGAAAUGACUUUUAAAUACGACUCAUUAAUAACGGUUUUGGACUGAUUAGUGUUCAACUCGGUCUGUAAUGAUACGAGUGAUUACUGAAAUGGACGACACAAAGUCCUGGUAUCAAUUAAUCAUAACCAUUGCAAUUUCCGAGGAAAUAAAUACAUCCUUUUUGGUGGAAGAGCUUUUAAUAACAAUCAUCCAAAAUAAGGGAAACUUUCCCCAAUUUCUCUCUCAGAGACAGUCUAAUGUUACAAAUUCGUCCAAUUUGGAGAAUCCCCAGUUUACUAGGUUAAGCGGUUGUUGCUAUGCUUAUUGAGAUAACUUCUGUGAUUGGUGGAUUUUUGCCAAGUGCAGUUAAUAAUGAGUUUUAGAAAUAAAAAGAGAAGCCUCCAGAGUCGUCAGGAAUUGAUCAGUAGUUUUAUGUUUACACUUAUUUCCAUGGCAAGAAAACAAAUUUAAAGGACGACAAAAGAGAGAAAGAGAAGUGAAAAAUGCAGAAGCAGAGCAAACUCCCCAAAACAGAACAGGAAUAUUCACACAACACCAGCUCUUUGGCCUUGAACUAGAAUUUGAACUAAAAGAAAUUGUGUCAAGUAAUGAAAUUUCCGAUAUUUCUCAAAGACUGCAACUUAGUGAACCCCAAGUUAGACCUUCGUUUUAACACAGACGAGCAAAAUGGAGGAGAAAAGGAAUGCUACGCAGACCUGAUGCUCACUGCAAAAGGAAACUUUACGCUUAAAAGCUUGUUAACUGGAUUUAUAGCCAUUGACAUUUUUAUGGUUGGUGGCUUCUAGAGAAGCCGUUUUUUUCUAAUAGCCUUAGCAUUCAAAGCUAAAGACUGUCAAUUAUCUGAGCUAUUUUAGCUGAAAAGCUGUCCUUUUGUUCCUGUUGUUCUUCUUUGAAAACAAACGUUUCAUCACUGAUUGGCAGUUUUCUUUACUGUCCAAAUUUGUGCUGUGAAUCUUCUUCAUAUGCCUGUCAAGCCAUGAAAUGAAUAUGUUGAUUGACAUGCUUCACCAAAGAGCAGUUUACUAGGUUUUGAAGAGGAUGCUUUAAAUUGUUCUUCUUGGUCUUUCUUGAUGACAUCGUUUCAAAUGUUUGUCCAACCCUUUGAAAUACAAGCCAGCUUGUUAACAACCAGAAAAUCAGCAGUAAACAUCUGAAGCCAUGAUUUCUAAUAACGCUUACUCAGUAGCUACGCAAUCGAACUUUGUCUGCCAUUGGCUUGGCAAUACAAAUGUACAAUGUACACCUGGGAUUUGAGGCCAGAUGUAUUUGCAUAAUCAUAGUAAGCACGUGGCACCUCGUGCUUGACUUCAUUUGCCUAUCAAAAACGCAAAACAAAUAAUGCCUUCUCUGCAGAGCGCACUAUGCGAUUCGUGCCAGGGUUCAGUGCUAUUUAGAGUUCAACCCUCAUUUAAAAUGGAAUUACUGUUUUUCGAUUUUCUUUUGUAAUAUUUUCAAUUGCUCGAAUGGUUCCCUGCCUGGUGGCUACACAGAAUUUCUUCUCAUUUCUCGUUUUUCCUACUUUUUCCAUUCAAAGGAGAAAAGGUGUAACACUUAAACUUGGUCUUAAUGUAACUGUAAUGAAGUUGAAACGAAUACAAUAAGCUUCUCUCCAAUUUUUUUUAGGGACAAAAUCUUAGAAAAAUUGUGUCUUGGGACAGGAAGACAUGAAGCUGAACUGUAAUUUGGUAUGUAUAUUAUUUCGUCCCGAGAAGACCAUUUCAAGGUUUUUUUCCUUUGAGGGAAAGGAAGAACAACAGGAAAACAUGGCCAAUCUUUGCUUUAAAGCGCUAACAAGUGUAUGCUGCAGUUAAAUGGUCAUCAUUUGUAAUAGUCGAUCAUGCACACGCAUUAUACCUGUUUUAAGACAGAUGUAGACUUUACCACAAGUUGACUUUUUUGAGCAACAUAGUUGUGAAAAGAGUGCCCAACGAAAAUGGACUUUCAGAAAGUCUAAGGCAGAUGUGUAGGAAUUUUAGUACCUUCUGGAGGCCUCGGUUGUCGGCUUUGGGUUUACCUCUAGCAAAAUUUGGUUUCGUGUCUGGUUUGAAUUUGCAACAGAACCUGGAAACAAAAACUUUUUAACCUAUUAAUUCAUUGAUCUAGACCAUUUUUAUGAGCGUCAAAGAACACAAUACAAUACCUGCACCAAAAUGGUGUCGCUCACCGAGAUCUUAAGCCAGCAAAUAUCCUGAUCAGCAAUUAACAUUAUUGUGAUUUGGCAAUCGAUGAUAUAGAGCAAGCCUGGGAAUGCCACCCUUUAGUUCGUAAAGUUGCUGAUUUUGGCGAAGGCUGCUUUGGUGAAAUACAGACUAAUUCCAGUCUACAGUCCAAAACGAAUCGCGUAAACCAAGGUACACCCAUGUAUAUGGCCCCCGAGAUGCUAGUUGAAGAGAUGCGAUUGCCAGUUGCAUCAGCAGUCUUUUGGCAUGAUCUUCUCUGUCCUUAUUAAUUGAGCAUCUGGUACCCAUACUAUGGGAAAAUUCAAGAAGCCCUAGAAGGGGAAAGCGCCUAUUUGGACGUUUGAGAAUCUCUUUAAGAACAGGAAAGUUUGAGUUUGAUAGCAGCUACACGGUGGAGACCAAGAAUGAAAAGAUAUAAUGUGACAAGAGCUGCAAAUCCUUCGCGAUGGUGGUGGUUUCUGCCCUCAUGUUCUUGUUGUUGCAGAGAAAAUUGAAAAGCUGCGAAGCUUCAUGGAUUCCUACAAGAAAUCUAGUAACAAACUGGGCAACAUCAGCGCAAACCUCCCUAAACAACUUGGGGGAAAGCCAAAUCAAGAAAAGAAACCAAGAAGAGGAAAAAACAAUGUGAGCCAGGAACCAGUCCUGUUAGAGGAAGACUAUUCCGACAUGAUGGCACCAAAACCCAUGAGGUAAACCGAAUAUUACCAAAAUGACGAGCCCUUCUAUGUAGUAUUCAUUCAUCACUAUGCAAACGCAACAACAUGCAUUGGUUGCACAAAUGAGUUCCCCAAGCGAGUACAGAUAGCACCCUACAACAUUGCCAUACUUCAAAAAGAGCGUUACUGGUACCUAAAAAAAAAGAUGAUCAAGGGAAUGUUGAAAUGGUACCAACCCAUAAAAAGAAGGCCAAGAGGUUUUACUGCGUACAUAAAGAGUGUAUUCUUCGAAGGCACCCUUAGUUCUGGAGAGGUUUGGUAACUGUCUCUACUAAUGUCCAGGGGCGCUUGAAAGAGAGCCACAAGGAUCUAUAUGCAAUGCUAAAGUUUAGAUAACAAGAGGAUAAUGCACAAAGCAAACUCAACUAAAGGAGGAGUAAGAUUUCAACUGGUCUUAUUGCUACUCAUAUGAUGCCACCUAUGAACGAUAGAAAAACCAAUUGUGAGCGUCCAUCUGGCACAGCUUGAUGUUAUUGUGCAUCAUUUUUCGGUUACUGCGCCUCUGAAGUGUCAUUCCUAGCAAAAUUGCCAGGGGCAUAGCCAGCCCAUACUGAGAUCUGUAGGCCCAAGCCUAAAACUUUUUGGUUUGAUCGCUCUACCGCUUGUAAUAAAUUAUGCAUUGCUGGAGUGAGCUUAAAAGGUUAAGUCUAUUGGUGAGGUCAGUGUGUAUUAGCAGUGCGUGCAAUUUUCAGGAUAUCUAUGUUAAAUGAAAGUCAGCCAGGCCUACAACUGGUCGAAAAGCUGGCUACACCCUUGACUGCUUGCUGAUCGUGGUAGUGAGCUUUCUUUGUAUGUCUGAUCCACAAUAUUUGUCCUGUAUCCUUUCGUUUCUCUAUUAAGGUUUUGCUCAAAUAAAUUUUCAAGAAUGCAAACGGCUGUCUCCUAUAGGUUUUGCCGCACGGAUUAAAGAGGGCCCAAAAUCUAACUUGCAAUGACAUUGAACCUAUUAAUGAUUCGGAGAUGGACAGCUCAUAGGCUCCUCGUUAGGCCCUGUUCCUUAUUCCCAGUAAAUUUUCACAACAACAACAGCAACAAAAAAACGUUUCAUAUUAGCUUGCGAUAUUUGGUGGUGAGGUGAGGCACGAAUAUUUGUAUUUCCUACUAGGUUAUUUAGUUUCUUUUCAUGAUUUAUUUCAGUACCGUGCAGUACACGAAAAAUUACUCGCAUAAUAAGAUGAUUAUCGAAAUAGUGAAUGCUGCUGAUAGAAUCAAGGGAAUAAUCUAUCCACAAAAAAAGUAACUGGUUUGAUAAAAAUAACAUCCUACUAUACGUAUACUUACUUUUUUUUUUACUUCAGACAACAUUGAUUCGGGGUGACGGAUUUACGGCGUUUAAAAAGAAUGAAAUAAUAAAUGAAUUAAAUGUUUGUAAAAAGCACCCGUUUUAAACAAGUGUGUCAACUACUUUUGUCCCUCAUGUAGCUUCGCAAAAUAGUAAUAAUUUCUUGCAAAAUUACAACAUUUUGAAAUGACUUUUAAAUACGACUCAUUAAUAACGGUUUUGGACUGAUUAGUGUUCAACUCGGUCUGUAAUGAUACGAGUGAUUACUGAAAUGGACGACACAAAGUCCUGGUAUCAAUUAAUCAUAACCAUUGCAAUUUCCGAGGAAAUAAAUACAUCCUUUUUUGGUGGAAGAGCUUUUAAUAACAAUCAUCCAAAAUAAGGGAAACUUUCCCCAAUUUCUCUCUCAGAGACAGUCUAAUGUUACAAAUUCGUCCAAUUUGGAGAAUCCCCAGUUUACUAGGUUAAGCGGUUGUUGCUAUGCUUAUUGAGAUAACUUCUGUGAUUGGUGGAUUUUUGCCAAGUGCAGUUAAUAAUGAGUUUUAGAAAUAAAAAGAGAAGCCUCCAGAGUCGUCAGGAAUUGAUCAGUAGUUUUAUGUUUACACUUAUUUCCAUGGCAAGAAAACAAAUUUAAAGGACGACAAAAGAGAGAAAGAGAAGUGAAAAAUGCAGAAGCAGAGCAAACUCCCCAAAACAGAACAGGAAUAUUCACACAACACCAGCUCUUUGGCCUUGAACUAGAAUUUGAACUAAAAGAAAUUGUGUCAAGUAAUGAAAUUUCCGAUAUUUCUCAAAGACUGCAACUUAGUGAACCCCAAGUUAGACCUUCGUUUUAACACAGACGAGCAAAAUGGAGGAGAAAAGGAAUGCUACGCAGACCUGAUGCUCACUGCAAAAGGAAACUUUACGCUUAAAAAGCUUGUUAACUGGAUUUAUAGCCAUUGACAUUUUUAUGGUUGGUGGCUUCUAGAGAAGCCGUUUUUUUCUAAUAGCCUUAGCAUUCAAAGCUAAAGACUGUCAAUUAUCUGAGCUAUUUUUAGCUGAAAAGCUGUCCUUUUGUUCCUGUUGUUCUUCUUUGAAAACAAACGUUUCAUCACUGAUUGGCAGUUUUCUUUACUGUCCAAAUUUGUGCUGUGAAUCUUCUUCAUAUGCCUGUCAAGCCAUGAAAUGAAUAUGUUGAUUGACAUGCUUCACCAAAGAGCAGUUUACUAGGUUUUGAAGAGGAUGCUUUAAAUUGUUCUUCUUGGUCUUUCUUGAUGACAUCGUUUCAAAUGUUUGUCCAACCCUUUGAAAUACAAGCCAGCUUGUUAACAACCAGAAAAUCAGCAGUAAACAUCUGAAGCCAUGAUUUCUAAUAACGCUUACUCAGUAGCUACGCAAUCGAACUUUGUCUGCCAUUGGCUUGGCAAUACAAAUGUACAAUGUACACCUGGGAUUUGAGGCCAGAUGUAUUUGCAUAAUCAUAGUAAGCACGUGGCACCUCGUGCUUGACUUCAUUUGCCUAUCAAAAACGCAAAACAAAUAAUGCCUUUCUGCUGCAGAGCGCACUAUGCGAUUCGUGCCAGGGUUCAGUGCUAUUUAGAGUUCAACCCUCAUUUAAAAUGGAAUUACUGUUUUUCGAUUUUCUUUUGUAAUAUUUUCAAUUGCUCGAAUGGUUCCCUGCCUGGUGGCUACACAGAAUUUCUUCUCAUUUCUCGUUUUUCCUACUUUUUCCAUUCAAAGGAGAAAAGGUGUAACACUUAAACUUGGUCUUAAUGUAACUGUAAUGAAGUUGAAACGAAUACAAUAAGCUUCUCUCCAAUUUUUUUUAGGGACAAAAUCUUAGAAAAAUUGUGUCUUGGGACAGGAAGACAUGAAGCUGAACUGUAAUUUGGUAUGUAUAUUAUUUCGUCCCGAGAAGACCAUUUCAAGGUUUUUUUCCUUUGAGGGAAAGGAAGAACAACAGGAAAACAUGGCCAAUCUUUGCUUUAAAGCGCUAACAAGUGUAUGCUGCAGUUAAAUGGUCAUCAUUUGUAAUAGUCGAUCAUGCACACGCAUUAUACCUGUUUUAAGACAGAUGUAGACUUUACCACAAGUUGACUUUUUGAGCAACAUAGUUGUGAAAAAAGAGUGCCCAACGAAAAUGGACUUUCAGAAAGUCUAAGGCAGAUGUGUAGGAAUUUUAGUACCUUCUGGAGGCCUCGGUUGUCGGCUUUGGGUUUACCUCUAGCAAAAUUUGGUUUCGUGUCUGGUUUGAAUUUGCAACAGAACCUGAAACAAAAACUUUUUAACCUAUUAAUUCAUUGAUCUAGACCAUUUUUAUGAGCGUCAAAGAACACAAUACAAUACCUGCACCAAAAUGGUGUCGCUCACCGAGAUCUUAAGCCAGCAAAUAUCCUGAUCAGCAAUUAACAUUAUUGUGAUUUGGCAAUCGAUGAUAUAGAGCAAGCCUGGGAAUGCCACCCUUUAGUUCGUAAAGUUGCUGAUUUUGGCGAAGGCUGCUUUGGUGAAAUACAGACUAAUUCCAGUCUACAGUCCAAAACGAAUCGCGUAGAACCAAGGUACACCCAUGUAUAUGGCCCCCGAGAUGCUAGUUGAAGAGAUGCGAUUGCCAGUUGCAUCAGCAGUCUUUUGGCAUGAUCUUCUCUGUCCUUAUUAAUUGAGCAUCUGGUACCCAUACUAUGGGAAAAUUCAAGAAGCCCUAGAAGGGGAAAGCGCCUAUUUGGACGUUUGAGAAUCUCUUUAAGAACAGGAAAGUUUGAGUUUGAUAGCAGCUACACGGUGGAGACCAAGAAUGAAAAGAUAUAAUGUGACAAGAGCUGCAAAUCCUUUCGCGAUGGUGGUGGUUUCUGCCCUCAUGUUCUUGUUGUUGCAGAGAAAAUUGAAAAGCUGCGAAGCUUCAUGGAUUCCUACAAGAAAUCUAGUAACAAACUGGGCAACAUCAGCGCAAACCUCCCUAAACAACUUGGGGGAAAGCCAAAUCAAGAAAAGAAACCAAGAAGAGGAAAAAAAACAAUGUGAGCCAGGAACCAGUCCUGUUAGAGGAAGACUAUUCCGACAUGAUGGCACCAAAACCCAUGAGGUAAACCGAAUAUUACCAAAAUGACGAGCCCUUCUAUGUAGUAUUCAUUCAUCACUAUGCAAACGCAACAACAUGCAUUGGUUGCACAAAUGAGUUCCCCAAGCGAGUACAGAUAGCACCCUACAACAUUGCCAUACUUCAAAAAAGAGCGUUACUGGUACCUAAAAAAAAUGAUGAUCAAGGGAAUGUUGAAAUGGUACCAACCCAUAAAAAGAAGGCCAAGAGGUUUUACUGCGUACAUAAAGAGUGUAUUCUUCUUCAAGGCACCCUUAGUUCUGGAGAGGUUUGGUAACUGUCUCUACUAAUGUCCAGGGGCGCUUGAAAGAGAGCCACAAGGAUCUAUAUGCAAUGCUAAAGUUUAGAUAACAAGAGGAUAAUGCACAAAGCAAACUCAACUAAAGGAGGAGUAAGAUUUCAACUGGUCUUAUUGCUACUCAUAUGAUGCCACCUAUGAACGAUAGAAAAACCAAUUGUGAGCGUCCAUCUGGCACAGCUUGAUGUUAUUGUGCAUCAUUUUUCGGUUACUGCGCCUCUGAAGUGUCAUUCCUAGCAAAAUUGCCAGGGGGCAUAGCCAGCCCAUACUGAGAUCUGUAGGCCCAAGCCUAAAACUUUUUGGUUUGAUCGCUCUACCGCUUGUAAUAAAUUAUGCAUUGCUGGAGUGAGCUUAAAAGGUUAAGUCUAUUGGUGAGGUCAGUGUGUAUUAGCAGUGCGUGCAAUUUUCAGGAUAUCUAUGUUAAAUGAAAGUCAGCCAGGCCUACAACUGGUCGAAAAGCUGGCUACACCCUUGACUGCUUGCUGAUCGUGGUAGUGAGCUUUCUUUGUAUGUCUGAUCCACAAUAUUUGUCCUGUAUCCUUUCGUUUCUCUAUUAAGGUUUUGCUCAAAUAAAUUUUCAAGAAUGCAAACGGCUGUCUCCUAUAGGUUUUGCCGCACGGAUUAAAGAGGGCCCAAAAUCUAACUUGCAAUGACAUUGAACCUAUUAAUGAUUCGGAGAUGGACGCUCAUAGGCUCCUCGUUAGGCCCUGUUCCUUAUUCCCAGUAAAUUUUCACAACAACAACAGCAACAAAAGUACGUUUCAUAUUAGCUUGCGAUAUUUGGUGGUGAGGUGAGGCACGAAUAUUUGUAUUUCCUACUAGGUUAUUUAGUUUCUUUUCAUGAUUUAUUUCAGUACCGUGCAGUACACGAAAAAUUACUCGCAUAAUAAGAUGAUUAUCGAAAUAGUGAAUGCUGCUGAUAGAAUCAAGGGAAUAAUCUAUCCACAAAAAAGUAACUGGUUUGAUAAAAAUAACAUCCUACUAUACGUAUACUUACUUUUUUUUUACUUCAGACAACAUUGAUUCGGGGGGUGACGGGAUUUACGGCGUUUAAAAAGAAUGAAAUAAUAAAUGAAUUAAAUGUUUGUAAAAAGCACCCGUUUUAAACAAGUGUGUCAACUACUUUUGUCCCUCACGUAGCUUCGCAAAAUAGUAAUAAUUUCUUGCAAAAUUACAACAUUUUGAAAUGACUUUUAAAUACGACUCAUUAAUAACGGUUUUGGACUGAUUAGUGUUCAACUCGGUCUGUAAUGAUACGAGUGAUUACUGAAAUGGACGACACAAAGUCCUGGUAUCAAUUAAUCAUAACCAUUGCAAUUUCCGAGGAAAUAAAUACAUCCUUUUUUUUGGUGGAAGAGCUUUUAAUAACAAUCAUCCAAAAUAAGGGAAACUUUCCCCAAUUUCUCUCUCAGAGACAGUCUAAUGUUACAAAUUCGUCCAAUUUGGAGAAUCCCCAGUUUACUAGGUUAAGCGGUUGUUGCUAUGCUUAUUGAGAUAACUUCUGUGAUUGGUGGAUUUUUGCAAGUGCAGUUAAUAAUGAGUUUUAGAAAUAAAAAGAGAAGCCUCCAGAGUCGUCAGGAAUUGAUCAGUAGUUUUAUGUUUACACUUAUUUCCAUGGCAAGAAAACAAAUUUAAAGGACGACAAAAAGAGAAAAGAGAAGUGAAAAAUGCAGAAGCAGAGCAAACUCCCCAAAACAGAACAGGAAUAUUCACACAACACCAGCUCUUUGGCCUUGAACUAGAAUUUGAACUAAAAGAAAUUGUGUCAAGUAAUGAAAUUUCCGAUAUUUCUCAAAGACUGCAACUUAGUGAACCCCAAGUUAGACCUUCGUUUUAACACAGACGAGCAAAAUGGAGGAGAAAAGGAAUGCUACGCAGACCUGAUGCUCACUGCAAAAGGAAACUUUACGCUUAAAAGCUUGUUAACUGGAUUUAUAGCCAUUGACAUUUUUAUGGUUGGUGGCUUCUAGAGAAGCCGUUUUUUUCUAAUAGCCUUAGCAUUCAAAGCUAAAGACUGUCAAUUAUCUGAGCUAUUUUAGCUGAAAAGCUGUCCUUUUGUUCCUGUUGUUCUUCUUUGGAAAACAAACGUUUCAUCACUGAUUGGCAGUUUUCUUUACUGUCCAAAUUUGUGCUGUGAAUCUUCUUCAUAUGCCUGUCAAGCCAUGAAAUGAAUAUGUUGAUUGACAUGCUUCACCAAAGAGCAGUUUACUAGGUUUUGAAGAGGAUGCUUUAAAUUGUUCUUCUUGGUCUUUCUUGGAUGACAUCGUUUCAAAUGUUUGUCCAACCCUUUGAAAUACAAGCCAGCUUGUUAACAACCAGAAAAUCAGCAGUAAACAUCUGAAGCCAUGAUUUCUAAUAACGCUUACUCAGUAGCUACGCAAUCGAACUUUGUCUGCCAUUGGCUUGGCAAUACAAAUGUACAAUGUACACCUGGGAUUUGAGGCCAGAUGUAUUUGCAUAAUCAUAGUAAGCACGUGGCACCUCGUGCUUGACUUCAUUUGCCUAUCAAAAAACGCAAAACAAAUAAUGCCUUCUCUGCAGAGCGCACUAUGCGAUUCGUGCCAGGGUUCAGUGCUAUUUAGAGUUCAACCCUCAUUUAAAAUGGAAUUACUGUUUUUCGAUUUUCUUUUGUAAUAUUUUCAAUUGCUCGAAUGGUUCCCUGCCUGGUGGCUACACAGAAUUUCUUCUCAUUUCUCGUUUUUCCUACUUUUUCCAUUCAAAGGAGAAAAGGUGUAACACUUAAACUUGGUCUUAAUGUAACUGUAAUGAAGUUGAAACGAAUACAAUAAGCUUCUCUCCAAUUUUUUUUUUAGGGACAAAAUCUUAGAAAAAUUGUGUCUUGGGACAGGAAGACAUGAAGCUGAACUGUAAUUUGGUAUGUAUAUUAUUUCGUCCCGAGAAGACCAUUUCAAGGUUUUUUUUUUCCUUUGAGGGAAAGGAAGAACAACAGGAAAACAUGGCCAAUCUUUGCUUUAAAGCGCUAACAAGUGUAUGCUGCAGUUAAAUGGUCAUCAUUUGUAAUAGUCGAUCAUGCACACGCAUUAUACCUGUUUUAAGACAGAUGUAGACUUUACCACAAGUUGACUUUUUUUGAGCAACAUAGUUGUGAAAAGAGUGCCCAACGAAAAUGGACUUUCAGAAAGUCUAAGGCAGAUGUGUUGGAAUUUUAGUACCUUCUGGAGGCCUCGGUUGUCGGCUUUGGGUUUACCUCUAGCAAAAUUUGGUUUCGUGUCUGGUUUGAAUUUGCAACAGAACCUGGAAACAAAAACUUUUUAACCUAUUAAUUCAUUGAUCUAGACCAUUUUUAUGAGCGUCAAAGAACACAAUACAAUACCUGCACCAAAAUGGUGUCGCUCACCGAGAUCUUAAGCCAGCAAAUAUCCUGAUCAGCAAUUAACAUUAUUGUGAUUUGGCAAUCGAUUAUAUAGAGCAAGCCUGGGAAUGCCACCCUUUAGUUCGUAAAGUUGCUGAUUUUGGCGAAGGCUGCUUUGGUGAAAUACAGACUAAUUCCAGUCUACAGUCCAAAACGAAUCGCGUAAACCAAGGUACACCCAUGUAUAUGGCCCCCCCCGAUGCUAGUUGAAGAGAUGCGAUUGCCAGUUGCAUCAGCAGUCUUUUGGCAUGAUCUUCUCUGUCCUUAUUAAUUGAGCAUCUGGUACCCAUACUAUGGGAAAAUUCAAGAAGCCCUAGAAGGGGAAAGCGCCUAUUUGGACGUUUGAGAAUCUCUUUAAGAACAGGAAAGUUUGAGUUUGAUAGCAGCUACACGGUGGAGACCAAGAAUGAAAAGAUAUAAUGUGACAAGAGCUGCAAAUCCUUUCGCGAUGGUGGUGGUUUCUGCCCUCAUGUUCUUGUUGUUGCAGAGAAAAUUGAAAAGCUGCGAAGCUUCAUGGAUUCCUACAAGAAAUCUAGUAACAAACUGGGCAACAUCAGCGCAAACCUCCCUAAACAACUUGGGGGAAAGCCAAAUCAAGAAAAGAAACCAAGAAGAGGAAAAAACAAUGUGAGCCAGGAACCAGUCCUGUUAGAGGAAGACUAUUCCGACAUGAUGGCACCAAAACCCAUGAGGUAAACCGAAUAUUACCAAAAUGACGAGCCCUUCUAUGUAGUAUUCAUUCAUCACUAUGCAAACGCAACAACAUGCAUUGGUUGCACAAAUGAGUUCCCCAAGCGAGUACAGAUAGCACCCUACAACAUUGCCAUACUUCGCAAAGAGCGUUACUGGUACCUAAAAAAAGAUGAUCAAGGGAAUGUUGAAAUGGUACCAACCCAUAAAAAGAAGGCCAAGAGGUUUUACUGCGUACAUAAAGAGUGUAUUCUUCGAAGGCACCCUUAGUUCUGGAGAGGUUUGGUAACUGUCUCUACUAAUGUCCAGGGGCGCUUGAAAGAGAGCCACAAGGAUCUAUAUGCAAUGCUAAAGUUUAGAUAACAAGAGGAUAAUGCACAAAGCAAACUCAACUAAAGGAGGAGUAAGAUUUCAACUGGUCUUAUUGCUACUCAUAUGAUGCCACCUAUGAACGAUAGAAAAACCAAUUGUGAGCGUCCAUCUGGCACAGCUUGAUGUUAUUGUGCAUCAUUUUUCGGUUACUGCGCCUCUGAAGUGUCAUUCCUAGCAAAAUUGCCAGGGGCAUAGCCAGCCCAUACUGAGAUCUGUAGGCCCAAGCCUAAAACUUUUUGGUUUGAUCGCUCUACCGCUUGUAAUAAAUUAUGCAUUGCUGGAGUGAGCUUAAAAGGUUAAGUCUAUUGGUGAGGUCAGUGUGUAUUAGCAGUGCGUGCAAUUUUCAGGAUAUCUAUGUUAAAUGAAAGUCAGCCAGGCCUACAACUGGUCGAAAAGCUGGCUACACCCUUGACUGCUUGCUGAUCGUGGUAGUGAGCUUUCUUUGUAUGUCUGAUCCACAAUAUUUGUCCUGUAUCCUUUCGUUUCUCUAUUAAGGUUUUGCUCAAAUAAAUUUUCAAGAAUGCAAACGGCUGUCUCCUAUAGGUUUUGCCGCACGGAUUAAAGAGGGCCCAAAAUCUAACUUGCAAUGACAUUGAACCUAUUAAUGAUUCGGAGAUGGACGCUCUACAGCUUCAUAGGCUCCUCGUUAGGCCCUGUUCCUUAUUCCCAGUAAAUUUUCACAACAACAACAGCAACAAAAGUACGUUUCAUAUUAGCUUGCGAUAUUUGGUGGUGAGGUGAGGCACGAAUAUUUGUAUUUCCUACUAGGUUAUUUAGUUUCUUUUCAUGAUUUAUUUCAGUACCGUGCAGUACACGAAAAAUUACUCGCAUAAUAAGAUGAUUAUCGAAAUAGUGAAUGCUGCUGAUAGAAUCAAGGGAAUAAUCUAUCCACAAAAAAAAGUAACUGGUUUGAUAAAAAUAACAUCCUACUAUACGUAUACUUACUUUUUUUUUUUACUCAGACAACAUUGAUUCGGGGGUGACGGAUUUACGGCGUUUAAAAAGAAUGAAAUAAUAAAUGAAUUAAAUGUUUGUAAAAAGCACCCGUUUUAAACAAGUGUGUCAACUACUUUUGUCCCUCAUGUAGCUUCGCAAAAUAGUAAUAAUUUCUUGCAAAAUUACAACAUUUUGAAAUGACUUUUAAAUACGACUCAUUAAUAACGGUUUUGGACUGAUUAGUGUUCAACUCGGUCUGUAAUGAUACGAGUGAUUACUGAAAUGGACGACACAAAGUCCUGGUAUCAAUUAAUCAUAACCAUUGCAAUUUCCGAGGAAAUAAAUACAUCCUUUUUUGGUGGAAGAGCUUUUAAUAACAAUCAUCCAAAAUAAGGGAAACUUUCCCCAAUUUCUCUCUCAGAGACAGUCUAAUGUUACAAAUUCGUCCAAUUUGGAGAAUCCCCAGUUUACUAGGUUAAGCGGUUGUUGCUAUGCUUAUUGAGAUAACUUCUGUGAUUGGUGGAUUUUUGCCAAGUGCAGUUAAUAAUGAGUUUUAGAAAUAAAAAGAGAAGCCUCCAGAGUCGUCAGGAAUUGAUCAGUAGUUUUAUGUUUACACUUAUUUCCAUGGCAAGAAAACAAAUUUAAAGGACGACAAAAGAGAGAAAGAGAAGUGAAAAAAAAUGCAGAAGCAGAGCAACCUCCCCAAAACAGAACAGGAAUAUUCACACAACACCAGCUCUUUGGCCUUGAACUAGAAUUUGAACUAAAAGAAAUUGUGUCAAGUAAUGAAAUUUCCGAUAUUUCUCAAAGACUGCAACUUAGUGAACCCCAAGUUAGACCUUCGUUUUAACACAGACGAGCAAAAUGGAGGAGAAAAGGAAUGCUACGCAGACCUGAUGCUCACUGCAAAAGGAAACUUUACGCUUAAAAAGCUUGUUAACUGGAUUUAUAGCCAUUGA